Molecule: messenger RNA, 2216 nt
Organism: Dendrobium catenatum
Lineage: Eukaryota; Viridiplantae; Streptophyta; Magnoliopsida; Asparagales; Orchidaceae
Product: TOM1-like protein 6
Exons: 10
Coding region: 137-1843 (568 amino acids)
Biological process (GO): protein transport to vacuole involved in ubiquitin-dependent protein catabolic process via the multivesicular body sorting pathway
Molecular function (GO): ubiquitin binding; phosphatidylinositol binding
Source: RefSeq, a predicted model, not a curated record
CUGAUGUUUUGGUUGAUUCUAAUGAGGAUUGUGGUGGUUUGAACGCAAAUUCUGGAAUAAAUUGUGUGAAAGUUAUAUAAGCAAGGGAUGCUAUAGUUUCUUGUUGCAGAGAUAAAGAGGGGGAGAGAAGGAAGACAUGGCGCCAUCGUUACAGUCGAUCUUAUCGACGUCUUCGUCGCCAAUGGGGAGGGUGGAGAAGGCGACGAGCUCUCUUCUUAUGGGUCCUAAUUGGAUGAUGAACAUGGAAAUAAGCAACUCAGUAAAUUCUAAUCCAUGGAAGGCAAAAGCUUUUGUUAAAGCUGUGAAGAAGCGUUUACAAAAUAAGAACUCUAAGGUUCAGUUCCUUGCUUUGACGCUAUUGGAAACAAUGAUAAAGAACUGUGGUGAUUUUGUGCAUUUUCAAGUUGUUGAACUUGGAAUCUUGCAAGAAAUAGUUAAGAUUGUCAGAAAAACAAGAAAUAUGCAAGUGAGAGAGAAAAUUUUAGUGCUGCUGGAAUCUUGGCAAGAGACAUUUGGUGGGCCAAAUGGAAAGUAUCCACAAUACUACUACACAUAUGCUGAACUCAAGAGGUCUGGACUCCGGUUCCCACAGAACCAAAGAGAUGAUGAUCUGCCAAUAACUAAUCAACCUCAAGUAGGCUAUGGAAUGCCCAGCGAUUCUGUUGAAAGACUUGAUGAAGUAAUGGCAUCUGAAAGCUUCUCAGAUUUGGCUAAUAUACAAAAUGUUAUGGACUUGCUCAAUAAUAUGCUGCAGGCUGUCAACCCAAAAGAUCAAUCGACAAUCAAAGAUGAAGUUCUCAUAGAUCUUGCCAACCAGUGUCGUUUAAACCAGAAGAAGCUCAUGCGGCUGAUUAACACAACUGAGAAUGACAGCCUCUUGGGCGAAGCUCUUGUAAUGAAUGAUAAUCUACAAAUUUUAAUUUCAAAACAUGAUGCACUGACAAGACCAAGUGCCCCUACUCUACUUGAUCCUGCAAUGAUUGAACAAUCUGAUGAUAGAGAGGAUGAAGAAGAUGGAUUUUCACAUUUAGCGAAUAGGAAUUCUGUGUUAAAACCAACUGAAGAGCAAGAGGUCUCACCAAACAAGAAUGAAAUAAAGACUACACUAUCACUUACAAGUGCUGCUGAAGGCUCAUCGUCUAUAUCUAGCAAUGCACUAAUUGUAUUUGAUCCCCCAGGACAAACUGAUUCUUCCAAGAAUGAAGUAGACAUGAUUGAUCUCUUAAGUCUCACUUUAUCAGAAAACCAAUCUCCUCAAACAGAACCAGUGCCACCACCACCACCCCCUCAAUCUAACCAGAAUCAAAAUCAAUUCUCCAGUUCUCAUAUUAAUGUAGAGUAUCAUAACUAUCCUCAAUCUCUCAUGUCAAACAAAGCAUAUACUACCUCUAACAGUUACAUCGCACCAUGGGCUGAACCUGAUGUAGUGCAACUGACGCAGAAAAGUCCAGUUUUUCCUCAACCAUUACCACAGUAUCCAACUGAUUAUCUAGCUACAUCAUGGACUUCUCCUGAAGCGAGUUUGAAUCCCUUUCUAUCAACAACAUACACUCAGAACCAGUAUGCAGAAUCUCAGUAUAGCUUGCCUCUUAGUUCUUAUGCAUCUAAUGUAACUGCGCAGGAUUCCAAAGCACCCCAGAAUCUCAAGUUAUUUAGGUCCAAAGAAACCAACUUAAAUGCCAAUCUAAAGCUGACAGAACCUUCUACUGCUCCAAAGCCAUACAUGCCUGACAAUCUAUUUGAGGAUCUGAUAAAGUUGAGAAAUUCUGAUGGGAGUCUGAAAUCAAGAAAUGCGUCAAGUCUUUGGGGAUUUUCUGGGCAAGGCAUGGCAAGUGUAAACUGAUAAGAUCAUGACUCUGUGUUGCAUUAUACCAGCCAUACAAACGGAUUUCCAUGGUGUGCGUGUGUGCAUAGCAUAAGAUGUAAAUGCUUCUUUCCUUUUCUCAGCAAUCACUGAUAGUAUAGUGUUCUUGCGACUGAGUUUUUAAUUUUUUUUUUAUAAAAUGAUGUAAAAGCUCGUUUGAAACUUGCAACCCUUCCUCCAUUUAUUGUAAAAUGUUCUAUUUUUGGAAUUGUUCUUUAAUUUUUGUAAUCGCAUGGAUGGUCAGAAAGAAGACCCCCUGUUAAUCAAAAUAGUAGAAAGGUGAAGUAGUGCACUAUCAACAGAAAAUCCACCUAUAUCCGAUACAUAAUCAAUUCCACCUAUGAAAUGCCAC